AUGAGAGAUUUUAAUGCCAGAAUUGGCAAAGAAAUUCCUGGUGGGGAUCGCAUUCUUAACUCAAAUGGUGAAAGACUCCUCGAAUUUAAAGAUAAUUCUAAUUUAUCUAUUCUCAACUGCACUGAAUUUUGUAAGGGUAAAAUAACUUGGCGCCGAAAUAAGCAACAAAGCACAAUUGAUUAUCUGUUAUGUUCCAACGCCUUAACUAAUUAUGUUAAUAACUUACUUAUUGACGAGGAAAGAAUGUUUAACUUCGGCAGUGAUCAUUGUGUUUUGUGGCUUACACUAAACAAUCUAGAUAUAAAUAAGCCCAUUCCUACUAAGAAUAAUAAAACAAUAUGGAAUAUUAAACCUGACCAGGAUUAUUCAAGCUAUAGAACUCGAGAGAAAUUUGAUAACUGGGAUGUUAAUGAAUUUGAUACUGUUGACUCAAUAUGGGAAUCUUGGAAGGAUAAAUUAAUUGAGGCAGCCACUGAAGGAAUAGGUCUAAAGAUUUCAAACAGCAAACUAAAACCGUGGUUUGAUAAAGAAAUUGACAUCGCCAUUAAGGAUAGGAAAAAAGCCUCCCGUGAACACUUUAAGAAAUACUGGGAAAAUGUUGGUAAAGCUAACAUGGACCUCACUGACAACAAUGCCUACUUAACUGCUAGGUUUGUAAAUGCUAUUAGAGAGGAGUUUUCAAAUGAUUUUAUGAAUGUGAAUGAAUGUACUGAUGAUACAGAUGAAAAUAAUGACAUUCUUUCGGAAGUCCAGGGAGGUUUCAGCCCAUCGCAUAGAUGCGAAGAUCAUGUAUUUGUCUUGAAAAGUGUAGAAGCUUGCCGUCUACAACAAGGUAAACAUACAUAUCUUGCCUUUCAGGACUUCCGAAAAGCUUUUGAUAGUGUUUGGAGGGAUGGGUUAAAGAAAGCCGUCUGGAAUCCUGCAGGUAUCAGAGGGAAGGUGUGGAGAAUUAUCGAUAGGUUGUAUUGUUCUGUUAAGAGUAAGGUUUGUUUUGGUUCUAUUAAAACUGAUAUUUUUGAUGUUGAACAAGGGGUAAAGCAGGGAUGCGUUUUCUCCCCUAUACUAUUUAAUAUGUUUAUGAAUGAAUUUACCAAAAUUCUAAAGUCAAAUGGCCUUGGCACUAGAAUUAAUGAUGAAUGGGUUGGAAGUCUAUUUUGGGCUGACGACAUUGUGUUGCUAGCCAAUAUUUUUGUUCUUUUCUGCCUUGCUGUUCUUCCAACUUUGGUCAUUGCAAUCUUUUAG
Messenger RNA from Anneissia japonica, 1242 nucleotides. RefSeq lists its product as uncharacterized. Gene Ontology annotation, molecular function: catalytic activity. The coding region runs from base 1 to 1242 and encodes 413 amino acids. NCBI's taxonomy places the organism in Eukaryota, Metazoa, Echinodermata, Crinoidea, Comatulida, Comatulidae. The transcript is spliced from 3 exons. The record is from RefSeq and is a predicted model, not a curated record.